UCUCAACAAUUUUGAAAUAAUGCCUAAAAUGAACGUACACUAUUUUACAUAUGUAUAUGUAUAUGCAUGUAUGUACGUAUUCUGUGCAAUGCGCUCAAAGUAACCGUUAAUCGAGAGUCCAUGAACAAAAUGUGCCGCCCGUAGAGCAAUCCGUCGAUUGAAGAGUAAUAAGCGAAUUGAAUCCUAACUAACUUGCCUUUAUCUGGGGUUGCGGAGGAACUAGAGAUAAAGGAAGAUCGCACAGAUUGUGAAAACUAAACAAAGCAAAUAUACUGAAAGCACAACGUACAGACGAGUCUGGAGAAUGGUUAGAAAGCAAGUGGGUCUUGAAAACAACGCGACCUUAGAAGUAAGUCAGCAGACUAACCAGCCGGAGCAGCAGCAGGAGUAUCAACAACGCCCAGUGGAUUUUGAUCUGACGCCAAAGGAAAUACAGAGUAGCAGCUUUAACUUUGCGCAGCAGGCAAAUGCCAUAUAUAUGCCACUAAAGUCUGGCUGUCCAUAUGACGAGGAUUUGCCGCACAAGCUACGCCUGCAACAUGCACACCUUACGAUGCCGUAUAACUUCAACACAAUGCCACCCCAAAAUACCGUUUCCGGCGUACCGUUGUCUAUUAUGCCCGCAGAAAUACCAGCAGAGGAUGAGGAGCGUCUUGAGCGCAUCUUCAACCAAUUGGAUCGCGAUGGUGAUGGCAAGGUUGACAUUCAUGACUUGUCGGCGGCACUACACGAGUUCGGCCUUUCGAGUGUCUAUGCGGAGAAAUUCUUACAACAAUCGGACAAAGAUCAAAGCGGAAACGUGGGAUUCGCUGAAUUCUUAACUUACGUGCGCGAGCACGAGAAAAAUUUAUGCUUACAAUUUUCGCACUUGGACAAAAAUCGGGAUGGAAAAGUCGACUUAGAGGAACUAAUAUCGGCAUUCAAAGACCUAGGCUUGGACAUAGACGUCGAUGAAGCGAAAAAACUGCUCGGAAGAAUGGACAAGGAUGGUAGUCUGAACAUAAGCUUUAAUGAGUGGCGAGACUUUAUGUUGCUAGCGCCCUCAACGGACAUUCAUGAUCUGAUUAAAUUCUGGCGGCACUCUACUGUAGUAAUUCGACGAUGUCUGGUCUCGAUGCUGAUGCUGACGACGGAAAUUGCUGGGGAGCAGGAACAGGCGUACCUCGAUAUUGGCGAGGAUAUGAAUGUACCUGAUGACUUUACGCAGAAGGAAAUGCAGACGGGUCUCUGGUGGCGUCACCUUGUCGCUGGCGGUAUCGCGGGAGCAGUGUCCCGCACGUGUACUGCACCAUUGGACAGAGUUAAAGUGUUCCUGCAGGUGCAAACGCGGCGAAUGGGAAUCUCAGAGUGCUUGCACAUACUGCUGAAUGAGGGCGGGGCGCGCAGCAUGUGGCGUGGCAAUGGAAUAAACGUUCUUAAGAUUGCACCUGAAACAGCCCUAAAAUUUGCUGCCUAUGAGCAAAUGAAACGGUUGAUUCGCGGCAACGACACCUCCCGACAGAUGACUAUUGUUGAGCGUUUCUAUGCGGGCGCCGCAGCAGGCGGCAUCUCACAGACGAUUAUAUAUCCAAUGGAAGUACUGAAAACACGCCUGGCGCUCCGUCGAACAGGUCAAUACGCCGGUAUUGCAGAUGCGGCGGCCAAAAUAUACAAAAAUGAGGGUGCGCGCAGCUUCUAUCGUGGCUAUGUGCCCAAUAUUUUGGGUAUUCUGCCGUACGCUGGUAUAGAUCUUGCCGUAUAUGAAACGUUAAAGCGCCGCUAUAUCGCCAGCCAUGAUAACAAUGAGCAGCCCAGCUUUCUAGUGUUACUAGCUUGUGGAAGCACGUCCAGCGCGCUUGGUCAACUGUGCUCCUACCCACUUGCACUAGUGAGAACUCGGCUACAGGCUCAAGCGGCUGAAACAGUUGCCUUGCAGAAGCGCAAGACGCAAAUUCCAUUGAAGUCCAGCGACGCUCAUAGUGGGGAGGAGACUAUGAUUGGCUUGUUCCGAAAGAUUGUGCGACAGGAAGGGCUAACUGGACUGUAUCGUGGCAUAACGCCCAAUUUCCUGAAAGUGCUGCCCGCCGUCUCCAUCAGUUACGUUGUCUAUGAAUACUCGAGUCGAGCGUUGGGCAUCAAGAUGUCGUGAUUUGUUUACCUUGCGUUCCUGGCAGCCGUCUGCAGCGCAGAUACUGCAAUAGAGCCUGAGGGAACGUAUCUGGUGCUAUGCUCCUUUUUUUGUAUAGUAAAAUAGUAGUAGCUGUAAGUAAUGACGUCCCGGUCGGGUCUAUCAGUGACGGGCUGGGGUUCGUGCUGUUGUCUGCUGUAAUGCAACAGACUGUUCUUCUUUUCAAGACAAAUGAUGACUAGCUGCUUUCCUUAAGUGUAAAACAAACCUCUUCCAUACUCUUGGUAUAUAUAUUUUUUUUAUAAUUUAUAGUUGAAUUAGUUCGGUUACUUUUUAAAAUU
This is a messenger RNA of Drosophila busckii, 2448 nucleotides long. It is a transcript of the gene SCaMC, whose product is annotated as probable calcium-binding mitochondrial carrier CBG00135. The record is from RefSeq and is a predicted model, not a curated record. Gene Ontology annotation, cellular component: mitochondrial inner membrane. Gene Ontology annotation, molecular function: ATP transmembrane transporter activity; calcium ion binding. Gene Ontology annotation, biological process: transmembrane transport. The transcript is spliced from 9 exons. Bases 305 to 2128 code for a protein of 607 amino acids. NCBI's taxonomy places the organism in Eukaryota, Metazoa, Arthropoda, Insecta, Diptera, Drosophilidae.